AUGAACCAGACCGAGGAGGACACGGUCCAUGUAUACAGGGAAGAAGACGGACGAGAAGAUGAAGAACUUGGGGAUGAUGAAGAAGAUCAAAUCGACGAAAUCAGAUGUCAUGCGAGCGUGAUUCGAGUGCUUCCAUCCGAACACCAGGCGUUGGAACACGUCGUGCAGCAGAUUCAAGCGUUUUUCAUGACGAUGGAGGAGGCGAUCAUGGAGGCCGCGAGGACGGGGGAUGUACAGUGGCUGGAGAAACUCGUGGAAGACGACUGCUAUAAUGUAUGGGACGCUGCAGUGGUUGGUGCCAAGAAUGGCGACAUUGACGCGGCUGCUGAGCAUGGCCAUUGCGGGGUCAUCGAUUUGGCCUGCCCUGUUGAAAGGCUCGACCCCUAUAAACAGCCUCCGGGAUCCCUUGCAAAGCAUAGGAGCGACACGUUAUCUGCUGCCGUUGUCAACGGGCAUGCCCACGUGGUGGACCUGCUGCUGGACCCGUACGAGUAUCACUGGGAUAUCGGGAAAGCGCUCGACGAUGCCAUCCGUGUUGACAACAAGCCACUCAUGGAAAGGUUGUAUCGCGCGUAUCCAGAAUUUGUACAAGGCGAUUGGUACGAGCGUAACGCGCCAGCGAGCAUGCUUGGUGAGGCUGCGCAAGAGGGUCAUUUGAACGCGGUGAAGUAUCUAAUCGAGCGCGGACAUGACUCUCUGGAAGAUGAGAAUCGGGCGUUUAUUCGAGCAGCGCGGGGUAAUUGCGUUGAAACGAUGGCACUCUUUCGAGAUCGUGGGCGGAUUUCUGUCGAGACGUUGAAUAAGGCAUUUAUACUCGCCGCAUACUUUGGUUCAACUGAGGCGGUGAUGUUCUUACACGAGAAGGAGUCAAUUUCGCCCGAGUCCAUCGCAGCGGGAUUCGAGCUUGCAGCGUCGAACGUGUCAUACUGCUAUAGAGGGCCGCGGGUGACCAAGGAACAAGAAGUAAUCAUGCGCUUCAUGUGCAGCAACGGACUAGUUCCCCCGGACCUGUUUUCGGAAGUUUUCCUGAGCGCAGCAAGCAACGACAAAGCUAAUGUACUCAAAAGCUUGCAGGUCGCGCAGACCAUCCCUUCGGAGUUGGCCACGCAAGCUCUAAUGGGCGCCGCCCAGCACUUUAGGCUGAAAACGCUCUGGUAUGUGCAGCAGUCUCACGUGGUCGGAGGACGUCCUACUCUCAGCCCUGAGCUGUGCAGCGAACUCGGGAUCGGAGCGAAUUGUGCGGGCAAAGCUAGAUAG
Messenger RNA from Phytophthora sojae, 1257 nucleotides. RefSeq lists its product as hypothetical. The transcript has 2 exons. Bases 1 to 1257 code for a protein of 418 amino acids. The record is from RefSeq and is a predicted model, not a curated record. Lineage: Eukaryota; Oomycota; Peronosporomycetes; Peronosporales; Peronosporaceae.